UGAGCGCCCAUGCGCUAAGAGCAGCCAGUUCUAACUGAGGGGAAAGUUUUUGGCGUUAGGCGAUAAGAGAGGCAGACGUUUCGGAUUUGUAUUCAAAACCUGUCCUCGGUUUGUUUGUCUGCUGUUUGCGACUUGUGCUAAUCAAUGCAUGAUGAGAGAUCGCGAGAGCCACAAAAGAUUCGCUCUCUAACGGAGCGUAUUAUGUGUUCAUCAAAAUUGUAAACAAAAAGUCCAAAAAGCUUGAGAGGAAAUAAGAUGAAGGCAGCCGUUGACCGACGGCCGCCGACUCAUGGAUCCGCUUGAGCGGCUUCUUCCCGCGCAGUGCGUUAAUCACGCACGUGCUCCGCAUGUCAAUAUGCUUGAUCCAUCUGUUAACGUCCAAGUAAUUCACAGUCAUGCAUUAAAUUGUUGCUGGAUGGAUUGACAUUAGCAUUAUGGCAGCAGAUCUCUAGCGAUCCAGGGUAUAAAUAGAAGGGAACUGCGUAGAUAUAUGGCCAGAACACAAACGAUCCGCACAGAACCAGAACCAGAACCAGAGACAGACAACAUGAGAGUUCCUAGCAUAAUGUUCCUCUCCUUGCUGCUGGGCAAUUGCCUGGACUUGGGAAACGCUCUGUUUUUCAAGGCACUAAAAGGACUGAAGGGAAACGCUGGUUCAGCCUAUCCAGGCUACAACUAUGGCUAUGGUGGUCAUGCGGCAAACUAUGGCCAUAACUAUAAUGGCGGAUAUAGUGGAUAUGGCGGUUAUGAUGGUUACGAUGGCUAUGGCUAUGGCUAUGGGUAUCCACAGCAGCCGUACAGGACAAGAAAUCGACAGCGCACUGGACGCACCUACUCAGAUAUUGCUAAUGUCUUACGGCCGGAUCCCUAUCUAGGACUAGGCGCGGGUCGUUAUCUACCGCGUGCUCCAUAUUCCCCUCUGUGGGGCUAGCAUCUAUAGUGAACAUUUGUGUAAUAUUAACAAGUUAGGGCAAAUAAA
Molecule: messenger RNA, 979 nt
Organism: Drosophila montana
Lineage: Eukaryota; Metazoa; Arthropoda; Insecta; Diptera; Drosophilidae
Product: shematrin-like protein 3
Exons: 2
Coding region: 491-931 (146 amino acids)
Source: RefSeq, a predicted model, not a curated record